Volvox carteri f. nagariensis is the source of this 4549-nucleotide messenger RNA. RefSeq lists its product as uncharacterized. Gene Ontology annotation, biological process: proteolysis. Gene Ontology annotation, molecular function: protein binding; serine-type endopeptidase activity; tripeptidyl-peptidase activity. The transcript is spliced from 39 exons. Gene Ontology annotation, cellular component: cytosol. The record is from RefSeq and is a predicted model, not a curated record. The coding region runs from base 50 to 4549 and encodes 1499 amino acids. NCBI's taxonomy places the organism in Eukaryota, Viridiplantae, Chlorophyta, Chlorophyceae, Chlamydomonadales, Volvocaceae.
CACCAUCCACCAUUACCACACUGUACUACGCCAUACGAAUCGUACGUGUAUGGCAGGUGUCAACGAGGAUUGCAGGAGGAUGCGCGCUGCCAAGGUUCCAGCUAAGGCGACAACAGCUGCUGUCGCCGACAACGAUGCUCUGGAGCAAAGCAGGAUACCGCGCCUUCGCAGGGCGUCUAGGUCUACGUCGCAGUGCCUGUCUAGCGUCAGCAGUUCAGCCAACAGCUCGGAUGCGGAGGCCGGGCACAUCUACCCGGGCCGCGGGGCUAAGCGCGAGAUUCCGCAGUCACGUCACGCUGUCGUGAUCGACCAUCAGGGCGCUGGCAAGGUGGUUCAUAAGCCGGAUGGGACCGUCGUUUGGGAGCCUGCGCCGGAGUGUGCUGACGUCAGCGGUUCGGGCGUGUCGCGCAACCCCCCUCUGCGCGACGAGCUGCUCAAGGUGCUGGGCACCACCUUCCUGGCGCUCAGCUGCGGCUCCGGGGUGGUGGGCUUCAUGGCGGCGCACGUGGCGGCGGAGUCGGCGGGUCAGCCGUUCUGCCUCACUACCAAGGAACUUGCGGAGGGCGUCUCUCGUUACGUCGCCGGCUGUGUGGCGGGAAUGGCGACAGGGAUGGUCUUGGGUCCUCUGUUGGCGGUUAGGUCGUUGGCGGGUGCACUUGUACGGCCCGCGGUGGUUGGCCUGUUACUGCACCAGGGUAUCACCCGCAUUGCCAGGUGGCGGAGCGGGAUUGCGAGCUUGCUCCGCAAGCUUCAGUCUGGUGACCCCUCCCGGGUCCUGGACGCGCUGAGGGCCAUCAUCUCGGCGGCCAAGAGGAACCCCCGCUUUGCAAGGGAGUUCAAUAAGUUGCGGGGUAUCGAGGUGCUCCUGCAGCGCCUGUCAGCCGCCCUGCCGGACUGCCCUCUGCUGCACCUCAUUGCGCAGGCUUUAGCUGAGCUGUGCAAGGACCAGGAGUGCAAGGACGCGCUGGUGGCUGCCGGCGGGGUUCCCCGCCUGGUGGCGCUCCUGCACUCCCACAACCCCGUCAUCAGCGGACACGCCCUCUCAGCCCUGGGGCAACUGGCCGACCAUGCGCUGGCGGUGGAGGGAAUCAGGGAAGCGGGUGGUCUGUUCCGCCUCGUGGAGCUCGCGGCAGCUGCCGUACCACCAAGUACGACAACCGCCACAAGUGCCACGACUACUGGGGUUGUGGGUGUGGCGGCUGUACCCGUGCCCGUGCUGAUGACGGCGGGCGGCGGGUACGACAGGCGGGCGGUGCUUCUGCCCGCUGUGAAGCUGCUGCAGGCCCUGAGUCUGGACCCGGGCAGUAAGGUCGCCAUCGGUACGGCAGACGCCCCCCCAGCGGGUGUUCAGGAGGCGGGAGACGGAGUUCGCGAGAAGAUUGAUUGUUGGCGGCUAAUCUUAAUGGGACGAGAUGCCCAGUGCGCGUUGAAGCGCCCCACUGUAGGUUCCUUGAUUUUGGAGGUCGUACUAAGGAGCGUGGACAAAGCCGCGCGAUGUUGUUCAUGGGUGCUCCUUUGCAUCCGGAAAUGUGAGGGGCCCCUGGUGGGAUUGGCCACUCAUAGUUCGGGGAGGAGCAGCCGGAGUAGCGGUAAUACCACUCAGGUGUUAGGGUGGUUGCCCUGGUGGGGGGGGGGCACCGCGCCAGCUCAGGAGAUGGGGCGGGAGGAUGUGGCGGCUCGAGAAGAGGUGGGGACGAGGAGGCGAGGAGGAGGGGAAGAGGGCGAGAGAGGUGGUUUGGAGGAGGUACGGCACCUGCCUGAGUUGGGUCCCACACGGUGUUCCGACUCUGCCCAGUUGGUUGAUCCGGUCAAGACACCGGUCCGAUAUCAAACGACGCCGCAGUUCGCUUCAGGGGUGGAUCUCUUCGAUGCAGUGUGCGCGCUGCCCUUUUAUGCUUGUCCUCAUUUCGCGCCGACUUCAAGCAGUCCUGGUAACACCGAAUACCGCAACCGAGCGGCCUGGCAACACCCUGAGGUUGCCGCAGCCUCUGCCAUUCUUCCGCUCCUCAUCACGCUCUUCUUGCGACCGUUGUCGGUUACCGCUUCCGGUCGCUCUCUGUCGGCUACGACUGUUAAACUUACAUAUAAUAGCUCAACCGGCAGCCCGGCCCAAGCAUCAACUGGCGGCGUGUCUUCAUCCAAGAGCAGCAACGCCGUCAGCUCCCAGCCCAGUGGGACCAUCACAUCAGUCACAAAUCCUCCUGCAAGCGACCUGAUCGCUUCCAUUAACGGUGGCGCGGUAUCCGUCCUGCCGGCCGGAACCAUCACGCACAUCACCGAUCCGGACACUGGCGGCUUGGCGUCCGGCUGGCGGUCAGCGUCACUUGGCUGCGUUGAUUGCAACUUUACUGACGUCAUUCGGCGCCGUGCCGCCGACAACGCCAGCAUAUAUGCCGAGAUCGCGCCUUGGGCCGCGCUGGUCUUCGAGACCGACGGUGCAUUCUCGGGCAGCAGUGUGCUGGACAUGUGGGUCAAGGGAGCGGGCGUGGCGCGUGUUGCCUUGUACCUGAAGGACACUCGACAGCGUCGUCUGAGCGGUGAAGUCCAGUACUCGAGGCUGGACAGCACCAUUGCCGACCAGCAAGGCGUGGUUGUUCUCGGGUCGGACGACGAGGGCUGGAUUCGGUUCCAGAUCUCCCUGGCGCAGCUGGCGACCAUCCCUGGCACUACCAUUACCCAGAUUGCCGACAUUAGCGGCUGGAACCGCAUCGUCGUGAGGGACGUCAGCGGCAUCGGCUUCAAGCUGCAGCUGAGUUCCGUGCGCCUCGUGUCCCUGGGCUUGUCGGCGUCCGAGUGGAACGGAGUUGACUUGGCGCCGCUGCAGUUGGGCAUGCCAACCCCGGCCAAGCUGCCUGUGCUCAACAUAGAGACCACUCAGAACGACCAAGCAGCCCCUGCGCAGCAGAAGUACAUUAUGAAGCUGAAGUCCACGGCGAACUUAGGCACCCUCAAGUCCAUUUGCCAGGAGUUGGCUGGCGCGAUGCCCCAGGGCGGCUCCCGCUUCCGCGGCGCCUGUGAUUCGUUCACCCUGGGUGCCGUCUUCGACCUGAGUAGCCCCGACGCAGCGCCCCUACCGUGGUCCUUCCAGUCCUUCACAGUCAACUCGCAGGUUGACUUGGAGCGAAUGCGCUCCACGCUGGGCGCGUCCCUCGAGUAUAUGGAGGUCGACCUCCAGGCUUCCCUCGGCGUCGUAACCACGCACUCGAACACCGCUAACGGCACUAGCUCCAAUCCUAGAGGCGGCCCUAAUGCGGGUGUCGGUCCUAAACCGGUCCCGCGGGAGGACUGCGUCUGCGCCGAGGUGUACAAGCCGGUGUGCGGUAGCGAUGGCCAGGACUACAGCAGCGCCUGCCACGCCUGGUGCGCGGGCCUCACCAGCUGGGCGGCCGGCACUUGCAAUGGCACUGGUGUGGAUGAUGCUUCCAAUGGUGGUUUCCGAUCUGCAGAGACUUCCGAGUCUAACCCACGGUCGUGGGGUCUGGACCGCAUUGACCAGUUGAACCUGCCUUUGGAUAACGGUUACCGACCAGGACGCUUGGAUGGUAGUGGGACGCACGUCUUCAUUCUGGACACCGGCGUGCGCACCAGCCACGUUGCCUUCUAUGGCCGUGUCGGCGAGGGCACGUCCUUUGUGGGCAACAGCUACCAAGAUGACAACGGUCAUGGCACCCACGUGGCUGGCACGGCCCUAGGAGCUGUGUACGGUGUUGCCCGCAACGCGAUUCUCCACCCUGUCAAGGUGCUGGACUCUUCGGGCAGCGGCUCGUACUCGAACAUCAUCGCCGGUCUCGGCUGGGUUAAGGAUUACGUGGGCCGCAAUGGUAUCCGCCAGGCGGUGGUAGGCAUGUCUCUGAACGGGCCCCGCGCCGCCAGUUUAAACGACGCUGUGGCCGACCUUACCAACGCGGUUUUCUGGAUGGUUGGGUCGCGUGAUGCUCGGUUACCGUUCUCGUUGCACGCCGGCGUGGUCGUCGUGGUAGCGGCUGGCAACAACAACGGCGGGGACACUUGCAGCUACAGCCCCGCCUCUGCUCCGUCCGCCAUCGCGGUUGGUGCGACCAACAAGGAUGACUCGCUGGCAUCCUUCUCAAACGUGGGCAGCUGCGUCUUCACCUUCGCACCCGGGUCGUACAUCGUGUCGGCCAGUUACUCUGGCGACAACAUGGAGGCGACCAUGUCGGGCACAAGCAUGGCAGCCCCGCAUGCUGUUGGUGUGGCGGCGAUGGUUCUGCAAGACAGGACGUCUUGCACCCUCGUCCUCCACGCCGGUGCCAACCGCUCCGGCUACCCCCACACCGACGGUUGCACCGACGCCUACCGCUGCGCCAGCCCCUGCACCGACCGCAACACCCACACCCACACCGACGCCAGCGCCGAACUCCGGCAUGACGUUGCCUGGUGGCGUCUUCACAUGGCCGUGGUUUUCUACCCCUACCCCCACGGCGGCGCCCACGCCCACACCCACGCCUACACCCACGGCAACUCCAAAGCCUACCUCCAGUCCAGCGGCUGCACCAGCGCCAUCUUCGACGAAUACGCUGUUUUAUAA